Molecule: messenger RNA, 1557 nt
Organism: Striga asiatica
Lineage: Eukaryota; Viridiplantae; Streptophyta; Magnoliopsida; Lamiales; Orobanchaceae
Source: the annotation of a GenBank genome assembly
AUGGACUUAGACUUGGCAGAGUCCGAUCUGGCGAGAGGAAGAAAGAAUGCCCCGAAUCCUAGUAAAGGCAAGAUCCUACCCCUAAAACCCUCAGGAAGAUCGGCCUCACACAGGCCACAGUUGCGAGACAGAAAUUUCAUGAUGAAAGACUUUCCUCAAGGAGAAAAACAGGUGCUACCUAGCCCACACCUACUUAGAAAUGAACCCUGUCGGUCGACUACGGCUGUGAUUCCCUUCGGCUUGGACUCCGCUUUGACAUCCGAAAGCACCAACCUACUUUCGAAACAAAAAGAGGAGUUACCGGCUGCUAUCAGGAAACAGGUAGAAAGACGGAAAGACUUUAAGGCGGGGGAGCGGAUGAUAAGAACUUCCCCCGAAAAUGAGCAGGGACUUGCAACUGCAACAUCCGUAGCUUCUAAAAUCAAGCCUUUCACUUAUAGGGAAGGUUUGCAUCAUUCCUACUUGAUAGAUCACCACUUUCUUCAUUUCGCUUUGUUUGGUUAUUGGAAUUUGGUGAAGAAAGAAACUAUAUAUGUCCAAUCUCUAGUGAUGGUGGGACCAACCAAGAUGUAUGUCGUCCAACCCGACCGUUCACUCUUUCUUCCCGACCUAUUUGACUCUCUGGCCGCAUGGAUCGGUAUUGACCAUAUAAUAAAAGAAGAUCUUGGUCCAUGGAGUCCCAAGAAGGUUUGCCGGUUCAAGAUCCGGAGUGAAGCUCAAGCCCUAAGACUGGACUUAUUGGGGGACGAUGAAGCUUAUCCAGAAGACAAGGAUAGCCAGCCUGUCCUUUUAAGCUUCAGCCCGAUGCAUUCCCCAGAUAAAUCUCCUCUGGCCCCUGCAAAGAACGCAUUUUCUCAGCCACAGAGAAGAAAAGCCUUGAAAUUCAUUCUCCAGCUUCCACAUCAACCGAUCCAAAAAAGGAGGGCAAAGGAGGAGAAUCCACUGGCUCUUUCCUUUCGUCCCGGUCGUUCUGGGGGCAGUUGGAGAGGGCCUUGGCUUACCCAGUUUAGGAGAGGUUCUCUAGGAAAGGAAUUCAAAGUCAAAUGGUUUCGAGUCUCCGAACAGCCCGACCCACAAGGAAUCGGGAGAAGACUCCGUCGACUCUUUCUAGAAGAUUUUAAUAAGCUCAGGCGGAUUCGGAGGAGGGCAUGGCUCAUUCACUUAUUGGGUCAGCAUUUGAACUCGUUGGCUAAGCCCUUGAAGCCCUUUCUUUCAUGGAUGGCCGAAUUUUUACUAAUUCGGAAAGAUUCCUUCACUUCUCGCCCGAGAGAAAAGAAAGUAGGCCAAGCCGCUAGCCCAAAAGAAAAGAUCAGUUCUGACAGGCAGACUCCACUGAAAAUGCGAUGGCGCCGGAUCGGAUAUGGAUGGGCUCGGUCCUACACUCGACGUCAGGAGGACCAGCUUCACUAUUUUUCCGGCCGGAUGGAAGACUUACCCAAGAUGGAUGCAACUUUGCUUCUCGGCUCGCUCCAAGCCUUCUCAUUCCAUUACUCGUUCACAUUUAGCUACCAUUCAUUGCCAACCCAACCAAUCGAUGUGGAAGACUUCGCGGAAUAA